This is a messenger RNA of Branchiostoma floridae (Florida lancelet), 1494 nucleotides long. RefSeq names its product non-neuronal cytoplasmic intermediate filament protein-like. Lineage: Eukaryota; Metazoa; Chordata; Leptocardii; Amphioxiformes; Branchiostomatidae. The coding region runs from base 72 to 1076 and encodes 334 amino acids. The transcript has 7 exons. The record is from RefSeq and is a predicted model, not a curated record.
GUAUAGCUCAGAAUCCACUGCUUACAACUCCGUGGUAAGACUGCCCUGUUCGAAGCCCACAAGAGCACAGCAUGGCGACCCAGGCAAUCCAAACUCUGCACGAUGCCAAGAUGACCCGAGCUGCUGAGAAGAAACAGCUCUCCGUCCUGAACGGCCGCUUUGCCUCCUACAUCGAGAAGGUGCAGGCCCUGAACCAGAGCAAUGCCGCCCUGGAGAGUCAGCUGCAGGCCGUCCAGGCCAAAGCAUCUCCCGUAGACAAGGCGAAGUACGAGGGGAUGCUGAGUGCGCUGCGCGCUCAGGUGGACGGGCUGUCUCAGCAGAAGGCUCAGGUGGAAGCUGAAAGGAACAGCUGGCAGUCGCAGGCGGAGGAAUGGCAGGGGAAGUGCGAAGAGCAGUAUACGGUGCGCUCAGGGCUGAAGGCCGAAAUCGAGAGGAACAAAACGGAACUGGCAAUCAUCAACGCUGCUCGUUCGGGCUUCGAGAGCAGGCUGGUGGCCGCGCAGAAAGAGAUCGAGGCCGUGAAUACGACUCACUCUGCGGAGAUAGCAGCUAUGCGGGGAGAGUUGGCCCAGACUGUGACUGCGAUAGAGGCGAAGCAGGCGGCUGUGACUGGACCGGACCUCAGCGACACCCUGAGGGAGAUCCGUGAGCAGUACGAGGUGGUCGGCCAGGCGAACAGGCAGGACGCUGAGGCGAAGUACAGGGCGAAGUUUGCGGAGAUAGCCCUGCAACGGCAGAAAGACAGCGAUGCUCUGGCAGCCGCCAGGGCAGAAGUGGCUGAGUUCCAAAAGAAGGUUGACACCCUGAGGGCCGAGGCCGAGUCUAUCAGGAGCAAGAACAUCGCCAUGGAAGACGGCAUGAACCAAACUGAGAUCCGCAUACAGAAGGAGAUGGAAUCGUACAGGCAGGCCAUCGCCAAACGCGAGGCGCAGAUCGAACAGAUGAAGCUGGAGAUUGCACAACAUCUCACCAACUACCAGGAGCUGAUGAACGUCAAGAUGGCGCUCGACAUCGAGAUAGCCGCUUACAGGAAGCUGUUGGAGGGCGAGGAGAUCAGGCUGGCCGGUCAGGCUUAGACGCCUCAGCCGAUUCAGCCUGCCCAGACCCCCGAGCCAGAGGCAACAUCACCUCAGUAAAAUAUUCGGCCACGCAAUAGGAGAAUGUUAGGACGUAAAACAUGAUUUCAUUGCGAGUAUGAAAUAGAUUUGAUAGAUGUGACCAUCAACGCCAAAAAUAUCAACCAAGGAACCGUCCAAGGCAGAAGAAAGGGGCAAUAGCAACAUAAAGGAUGGGAGGAUAAUAUCAGAGAAUGGACAGGCAUGAGCCAAUAUGUUACAUUAAGAAAUGCAGAAAAUAGGGAAGGGUUGGGAAACUGGUUCUUCCGUAACUACACACUAGGUUGGCGAACAGCUACGUACACAGUAAAUGAUAGAUGUGAAGGCACUGAGCACCACAUUUACGUCACGUUAUUAGUGCACCUUGAUCGGAAAGUAC